Molecule: messenger RNA, 204 nt
Organism: Perkinsus marinus ATCC 50983
Lineage: Eukaryota; Perkinsozoa; Perkinsida; Perkinsidae
Product: histone H3, putative
Exons: 1
Cellular component (GO): nucleosome
Molecular function (GO): DNA binding; structural constituent of chromatin; protein heterodimerization activity
Source: RefSeq, a predicted model, not a curated record
AGGCUUGUCCGUGAAGUCGCCCAAGACUUCAAGACUGAUCUGAGGUUUCAGAGUAGCGCCGUAAUGGCUCUACAAGAGGCUGCCGAAGCCUAUCUUGUGGGUCUCUUCGAAGAUACCAACCUCUGUGCCAUCCAUGCUAAGCGUGUAACUAUCAUGCCUAAGGAUAUGCAGCUCGCCAGGAGGAUCCGUGGCGAGAGAUCGUAA